This is a messenger RNA of Eublepharis macularius, 5935 nucleotides long. RefSeq names its product mastermind like transcriptional coactivator 2 (gene MAML2). The coding region runs from base 1 to 3189 and encodes 1062 amino acids. NCBI's taxonomy places the organism in Eukaryota, Metazoa, Chordata, Lepidosauria, Squamata, Eublepharidae. Gene Ontology annotation, molecular function: transcription coactivator activity. The transcript is spliced from 5 exons. Gene Ontology annotation, cellular component: nuclear speck; nucleoplasm. Gene Ontology annotation, biological process: positive regulation of transcription of Notch receptor target; Notch signaling pathway. The record is from RefSeq and is a predicted model, not a curated record.
AUGGGGGACACGGCUCCCCCCCAAGCGCCGGCUCUCCUGGGAGGAGGCGGCUCGGUGGCAGCAGCGGCGCCGCGAGUGCACAGCGCCAUCGUGGAGCGGCUGCGGGCGCGCAUCGCCAUCUGCCGCCAGCACCACCUGAACUGCGAGGGGCGCUAUGAGCGCGGCCGGGCCGAGAGCUCGGACCGCGAGCGGGAGAGCACCUUGCAACUGCUCAGCCUCGUGCAGCACGGCCAGGCGGCCAGGAAGGGCAGCAAGCACGCCAAGACGGCGGCGGGGGGGACCGGCGGGGGCGCCUCCACUGCCGCCGCCUCCAGCGCCGCAGCGCCCCCGCCGGCGGACUACUAUCACCAGCAGCUGCUCAGCAACGGAACCGCUGGUGUCAGGAGUGGGAUCAACGGGGAGCAGCAGGGCUCUGCGGCGGGAGGGGAGCAGAGGAACCCGGCUCUGGUCGCGCUUCAAGGUUCCUUGAAGAGAAAACUGGUGGUAAAUCUUUCACCAGCUAUCAACAAGAGAUCCAAUGGCAUUGCUGAUAGCACCUUCCUUGAUAUCAAGAGGAUCCGAGUGGGCGAUAACAAUCUUUCUGUGGCACAAGGCGGACACUGUGGUAACAACUGCCAAAACCAAUCACUGCUGGGAAGCUUGACAGUCGGUCAGGGUUCUCAAAGGAAAGUCAACAGCCCAACAAAUAAUACCCAUGCAAAUGCAAAUGGGAUGUUUAACAUGACUCUAAAGGAAGUCAAGAAAGAGCCAGGAGAAAGCUUCUCUUGCAGCAAACAUCUGGAUGGUCAAGCGUCACAGGGCAAUGCUUUCCCUAGCAGAUAUGGAGAAGAUGCAGGAGAACAGUUGAUGGAUCCAGAACUUCAGGAGCUAUUCAAUGAACUGACUAAUAUUUCAGUGCCUCCCAUGAGUGACCUUGAACUAGAGAAUAUGAUCAACGCAACCAUCAAACAAGACGAACCAUUUAAUAUUGACCUUGGGCAGCAGGUCCAGAGAGCGCCCCCGGCCAGAUCUUCUUCCCUGCAGAUGGAUAAAAUGGUGAUCAAGCAAGAAUAUUCACCAGCUAUGAACCAAGGUUCUGUGGGGUCACCCCAAAUGAGGCCUUCUUCUACAGGUCCAGUGUUCACAAUGUCUGGUGCUGCCAUGUCUGCCUCGUCACCAAUUCCUUCAACACCUCAGACUCAAACACCUCCAUCUCAAGCGUCCUCAGUUUCCAACAGGCCCAUGACCAACUGGCAAGAAGUUUCUCACGCCCAGCAGUUGAAACAAAUCGCAGCCAACCGACAGCAGCACGCUUUGAUUCAGCAGUGCCAGCAAAACCAGACGUCCACCUGGCCCCCAUUGCCGUCCACAGAACCUUCCCCUGGACCAUUUGUCCAAGAGAAGAUGCCCAACCCUUCUUUCCAUCAGCAGCAAUUCAGCCCACAAAGUUCUGGAAUGCCUGGAGUCCCUGUAAAUGGGAAUCAGUCGAAGGGGGUGAAUAGCUACAUCUACAGGACAAACUCCAUGCCCCAGGGAAGCUCCAUCAACAUCCUAAUGCAACGGAAGCCUCAGGACCUCAACCGAGGAUAUAUGAGCAACACCCAGCUGCCACUGGAAGAGCCUCAGAACAACGUAAAGCCCUUGUUUCAUUUCAACUCAGAGCAAGCAAACCAGCAGCUGCCUUCUGUUCUGGGUGCCCCAAACAAGCCUUCCAUUCUGCACUAUACACAGCAAGCGGCCCAACCACAGCCAAACUCAACAGCCGUGCAGACACCAACGCAGCAACAGCCACCAACGCCACAGCAGCAGCAACCACCUGCCCAGCCUCUCCAAAACCAGCCUCUCCAAAGGCCACCCAAUGUACCCUUAGCUUUACAGCAAAAGAUAUUGCUCCAGAAGAUGUUGAAAAGUCAGCCGGUCACAGGAAUGCAGUAUCCCGUUCCAGCUCAACAUCAGUUGGAUCAACACUCUGUCAUAGGCCAAAGCGCAGACCCCAGCCCAGGAUCGGGUACUUGCUCCAAUCCAAAUACUGGAAGCAAUUUCAUGAGCUCCCCUCAGCAGGCAUUGAUGAACCAGCAACUGAAACAGCAGCUCCUUCUGCAGCAGCAGCAGCAGAUACUAUCAGAAGCAGAGAAAAUAACUCCUCAAGAUCAAUUGAAUAGACACUUGACGAGACCACCACCUGAUUAUAAGGACCAAAGAAGAAACCAGGUCAAUAUCCAACAAACACACCCGUAUUCAGGUGGAUCACCUGUCAUGAACAUCAGCUCCAGCAUGUGCUUUUCCAACCCCGUUUCAACGCCCAGCAUUUCGUCACAGGCUCCUUCUCUUCUGUCUUCUGCCCAUGGAACCAGGAUGCCUUCUCAUCCAGCAGUCCGCCACAUGGGCUGCUACGGGAACAUCCCUUGCAGUCAGUCGAGUGCAUAUACUGUCACAACGUCUGGGGUGAGCCAGGUCCAACAACACAGGAACCCAAACCAAAUCAUCCCCAGUCCAAACAGUUCUGCAGUACCUCGGCAAGCACCAUCUGGGCAAGGAAAUAACCUGUCGGCGUUUGAGGGUGGGUCCGGAAUCAAUUCCCAGCCAGGGAAACUUGGCUUGAACCCGGGGACCAGUGUGCAAAGACCUCCAAACGUUAUGGUCACUUCUAGUUCUGUUGUUCAGAAUUGGGUAUCUCAAGAAACGGGGGCAAAGCCACAGGACACGCGAAAGGCAGUGGGGUCCCCUUUCCCCACAGGUAGCCCCUAUCCAAACCAGCCACUACAGCGUGCCAUUGCCCACCAGCAGUUUUCUCAGCACGCUUCAGUACCACCUAACACCUUGACUGCUGUCCAGAUGAGGACACCAGUGAACCAUACUUUAAACGGACAGGUGGCUGAAGCACAAAAAGCCCUGAGCGCAAGGUCUAAUCAGGUACAGGCGCAAGCCGUGCCACACUUAAACCCACCCGGGGUGAAUAUGACACCUGCAAACCCUUUGCUUUCAAACCAUUUCCAAUCUAGUACCGGCCAAACCACGCCGAGAGCUUUCCAAGGAACUGACCCUGCUAACGAUCUGGCAUUUGACUUUCUGAACCAGCCAGGAGACAGCAUCGGGCCAGCGCUCAACAGCGAUUCGGACUUCAUUGAUUCUCUGCUGAAAACAGAGCACGGGAAUGACGACUGGAUGAAAGACAUCAACUUAGAUGAAAUCUUAGGUGGUCAUUCCUGAGACAGAGGAACGGACAAUUACAAACUCUCUUGCUUUUUUUUUUUCUAGAGGCUCAAACUCCUAAGUUUCACUUGGCUGAUUUUGUAAAGAAGCAUUGGUUGGGGAGGGAGCUUCUUGGGAAUGAGUGGCUUACAGUGAAAAACCAAAUAUGAGAGAUUAACAUGAUCGUUUAAGCGCAUAACCUGCUCUCUGAAUCCAAAAUGUGUAGGCUAUUAUGAGCAUCUAUAAAGCGGAACAAAAAUGCAGGAAUGCAGAAAUAUACCUUCUAUUCUACUAAUAGCUGUAGCAUUGUAUUAUUAUUAUUAUGUUAUUUUAUUAUUGUUGUUAUUAUUAUUAUUAUUAUUGCAAACAAAAAUCUUAAAGAGUGAAAAAGGCAACCUGAAGCUCAUCCAGCCUGAAAAUAUUUCACACGUCUUAGGAGCAGUCAGUAGGUAUUAGAGAUGGGCACGAACUGGGGAAAAACUGAACCGUGCAGUUCGUGGUUCAUCGCAGUUCAUGAACUUUCAUGAACCUGCCCCGGUUUGCGAACCGGUUUGUUUGGUUCAUGAAAACAUCAUAUCCAGGUCAGCAAAUCGUCACUUCUGGGUCAGCAGAAGGUCACUUAUGGGCCAGCAGAAAGCCACUUCCAGGUCAGCAGAAGGUCUGCAGGAAGUCCAUCCCCUGUUGCCUAGGAAACUGAUUGAUUGGUACCAGGCUGUUUGCAGUGACGGACCAAAAAACGAACCAAACAAACCAGCCUAAAGUUCGUGGCGGUUUGUCAGAAAUGAGCUCUGACGAACCACUGGUUUGCGAACCACGAACCAGCCUGGCUCAUGAUGAACUUUGGUUUGUAUUUCGGUUCGUGCCCAUCUCUUGUAGGUAUCAGAGAACUCAGCACAUUUUCAAUGGACACUUCAUAAAGUCAUAUUUCUGCCUGCCCCAAUCUCUUCCUAGCCAUUCUCCUUAGAGGAUCCAAGACCAAAUUCAUAAGGGACUCCAGACUUUUAGCCUCUGGUCUGAGUUAGCCCCAAUAAAUAUAUAAAAUUAAACUCCUGCCCAACUUACCUCCAUAGGUCACCCACCUUCAAAACAUUCAAUCCCAAGUAGGUUCGAAUCGCCACUCUGACAUGAAAGCUGGGUGAGCUUGGGCCAGUCACACACCCUCAGAUUAACCUACCUCAAAGGGUUGUGGUAGAAAUAAAAUGGAAAAGAAGAAAAUAAUAUAACCCACCUUGGAUCUCCAUUGGGGAGAAAGGCAGGGUAUUAAAGUAAAUAAUAAAUAAUCCAUGGCCUUCCUGCCUGUCCCUAGGCCCCUUAUCAAGAACGUAAGAAUAUAAGAAGAGCCCUGCUAGAUCAGACCAGUAGUCCAUCUAGGCAAUUAUUCUGUUUCCCACAAUGACCAACAAGUUGUCCUGGAGGGCCAACAAAGGAGGCAAAGAGGCCAAGGCCUUCCCUUGAUGCUGCCUCACAGUACUGCUAUUCAGAUGUUUUCUGCCUCUGUACCUGGAGGUUCCAUUUAACAUAGAAACAUAGAGCUGGAAGGUAAACCAAGGGUCAUCUAGUCCAGCCCUCCUGCACAAUGCAGAAAAUUCACAGCUAUCUCUCUGUUUAGGUCACUAUGGCUAGUAACCACAGAUGGACUCUCCUCCAUGAGUUUUCUCCUGCCUUCACCUUUGCCCCAUCAGUCGGAGCUCAGGGAUGGACUUCUGCUGAUAUUGCUGGUGUUCUCUGUGCUUAUUAACUUUCGUGCAGGCCACACAGAAUUUCCACAUGUCUUUUGACACUCUCUCUCUCUCUCUAGAUGUCCAGAAUUCAAAUCCACUAGCACCAAAAUUUCCCAGGGUAUAAGCAUUCAUGAGUCAAAACCCACUUCAUCAGAUACAAGUGAGUUUUGAUUCACGAACAUUUAUAUCCUAGAAAAAAUGUGUCUCUAAGUACUACUGGAUUUUUGUUCUGCCACUACACACUGAAAUGGAUGCUAUCCACCUGAAAUUGCCCUCUAGUAGCUGCCCAUCUAUUGGUGGGGAGGGGCCACGAAUCAUGCUGCACAGGGACUUCCUGUUCAAGAGAUGUAGAGCAGCAGAUACAAACAACAGGCUAGCUUGAUUUUUCAUAUCACACUUGAGACUUUUUGAGUUCUGAUGGAGCGCUAAUGUUCCCCAGCAUAGUUCCCUACAUUCUGCAGAUGCAAGGUAUUUUUUAGGAAAGCCGCGUCACUUCUCCAAAAAAGAUGAGAUCCUUCUAAAGACUGCUUGUGUGCAAGUCUGGCAACUCUUGUGUGUGUGCUGCUUUUAAUUUCAAAGCAGCUUGGGAAAAGAAAAUUGCCAGUGAGUUGCAUGGACCAAAAUAUGGAAAAGUUGGGUUUUGUUAAAGCAAAAGUGCAAAGCGUGCAUAUCUAUCAUUUUUGGGUAAUUACAGUAAAAUGCACUACCCCAUAUAUUUUGCAUUAUUGAGUUAGGAGCUCUUCUCAGUAUUGGGUUGUAAAUAUAUAGAAAAGUUUUUUGUAAACUUUUGUACAAAAAAUGUAAUAUUUUGGUAGGAAUCCUGAGAUCAUACUCUUUGGGUUAUAUUUAUACACAUGUGAAAUUUUAAAAACCUGUACUGUCCAAACUUUGUAUUUUGUACCGCAAAGGAAAAAAAAUGCUUACCUUUUGUAUCUUAAUAUGCAGUUUUGAUUGUAUAAUAUGAUGGUUUUAUUUUCAUGCCGAGGCUUAAGUUUUGCUUUACAGGGAGACAGAACCGUCUCAAAUAAAAACUGAGGAUCUGA